AUUUUAUCAUAUUUGUGAUUUAUAUGUGAUUUGCAGGAUAUAAUGUAAAGAUUUUUUGCAAAAAUCAAUUACAAUUACAAUAUCUUUUCUCGAAAAGGUGUAUUUAAUAAUUGUAUUAUCUUUUCUGCUUUGUUAAAACGUUCGCUGCUGUACUUUUAUUUAAAAUAGUUAAUUUUACAAAGUGCGUAAUGGCGAUUUAGUCGAAAAUUAUUUUAUCUGACUUAAAGGUUCUAAAAAUAAUGUCGAGUUCAGUUUUCAUUGAAAAGUGUACUGAUUCGAAGUCUGGACUUAGCGCUGACUCUAAGCUAUCUGACUCAAAUUUAGUAAUUGUAUAUGGAAAAAAUGGAAUUAAUAUCGAUUCCGAUGGAGUUGGAAAACUUAUGGAGGAUAAAGCCUUGUCUUCGAUUAGCGUUGUUCGUAUUACAUCACCAACGCCAAGCAUGCAAGAUGAAGAAACUGAAAGUUACAAACAAACGCUUCGUAAAGAAAAAGUUGGGUCAGAUAACGAAUCGGAGGAUAGUUCCAAAAAAAUUUCAGACCAGGAUAAACAAGAUGUUGAGUCUGAUUACAGAAAUUAUUCAGAUAACGACAACAAAACAAGUGAUGAAAAAGAAAAAACGGUAGUAGAAAGUGUUAGGAAGAAAAAGAAAAUUAGAUCAAAUAAUAAAGCAUGCUCCAACAAGUUACAGACUCAGUCUAAGUACAAAGUUAAGGAAAAUGUACGACCAGAAAUAGUAGGAUUAGUUCUAGAAAAUUAUUUCACAUCACAAGCUGCAACCGAAAUGGGAAAAGAAGCAUUAAAAACUGCUGGUGUACCUAGUUAUAAAAAGUCUGCCAACCAUGAAUUUCAACUUUUUGUUAUACGAAAUGAUCAUUGCUAUACACCAUUCACUUCACCAACUCAAAUGAGAGAAAAGUUAGAAUCAGCAAGACUUGAAUCAGAAAAACAACAUACAAAUCGUAAAUUUUAUUUGCAUGGUAAUGUUCUGAAAAAGAAACCCAUUCAAGUUUUAAACGUAGAACCAAAAAAAAAUGUGACUAAAGUAAUAAAAACUAACGAAGUUAAACAAAAUAGUUCAGAAGAAAUCAAUGAAGACAGUAAUAUUCAAAUCUCGAUUGAAGAAAAGGAUGAAGAUAGUAAAAGUAUUGAGUCUGUUGAAUCGGAGAAUGAUAGGGUUAGUGACGUAGACUUUGACGUACGUAAUCGUAAAAGUCGAAUAAGAAAAAUUUCUUUGUUGAAGAAAAUUAAAACGCAAAAAUAUUUAAAUAAACGUCGGUUACCAAAUCAAGAAAAGGUUAAUAAUGAUACCGAUCAGAAAAGUUUGUUAAAAUUUCAAACGAAAGUAAUCAAAACUGCAAAUAACGAUCAAUCCAAUUCUAUGACAUCGCUAACUGUAGCUUCAAAACAAAUAAGUACCUCUUCUGAGUCUAUUCCAAAAUCUCAAAAAGUAAUAUCUCAAACACAAAAACAAAAGAACAUUCUUACGUCCCCUGUUUCUGCAAAACAAAACGAAAACAAAAUACCAAUUCAACAAGCGACUAUAGCAGCUGUGGCAAGAAAGGGUCCCAUACUUCAAGUUGGAACACCUACAUCGUCACGAACAUUUAGUUCACAUUCGAAUCAUGGUGUAAAAGAAAUUUUUUUAAAUAAGGUUAUGGCAAGCCCAAAGGGUGGAUUUACUGAUAUAAGUGCUUUACUAACGCAGUCGGAAAAUGUAGAAACUGUAUUAAAUACACCUACAAGCUCCCGAACACCGAAACAGUCUUUAUCUACACCGAAAGGAUUUAUGCCGCUUGGAAUCGAAACAGCGGCAAGAAAUCAGUUACCUGCACAAAUAUCUAUUCAAACGCACCAAAGUUCUUCAGAGCUAGCAGCCGAACAUGAGAAGCAGUUAGAUCUAAUUGAUUCUAUAGUAAAGCAUGAAAUGCAAAAACCCGUAGAAAUUCAAAAUAUACAACCCGCUUGUAUUGAAAAUAUUCCUGAACUAGUAAAAAUGUUGGAAAGUACAGAAAAGGCUUUAGAAGUUAACACUCAGGAAUUAAACAAUUUAAAUUCUAACCCAAAUAUCGGCAACAUAAACAUAACAAACACAUCUAUAUUAGACGCACCAGUGGAGGAUAUUCCGGAAGACCUUUUGCAAGAUGUUGUUAAACUUAUAGAAGAUGAUAAGACUUUAAAGGAAGCAGUUGAUAAACAAGUUUUUGGCCAUAGCAAUAACAAUCCUGUAGAUAGUAUUGUUUCAACUAUGUCUUCUACACCACCACCAUUAACUCCUAUAUUACAUAAAAAUGUGAAACUAAAUUGCAACCUUAUGCAAAUGCAUCGUUCAACAAAUAUAGCAGAGUGUACCAAGCCACUGGAACAUACUGAACCAAGAAGUAUUAUUGAAAUGACAAUAUCUAAUAAAAGUGGUGUUGUCACAUCAGCAAUCUUGCCUAUACAAAGUACAAUAGAAGAGAAAAUUACACCAACUGUUCGUAAAGAGCCAAUAAAGAUUAUACGUGGCAAUGGUCGUGUCAUAACACUUCCACCAAUGGAAGCUCCUACUACUCGAGCUAAACUUCGGGCACAAUACUAUCCUGGCGAACAGACUAGUAAUUUAUCGCCCAAACCAAAUAACUCAAAAGAAUCGUUUCAAGAACCUACUACACCAACAAUAAUACAAAAAGUAAUUGAUAGUGUAACAACGGAUACAAAAAUGUCAACAGAAAAGAAAGGAACAUCAAAAGAAAGUCCUUCUCCGAGUAUAACUAAUAAAUCUGCAAAAAGAACAUCUGGCAGAAGAUCAACUUCGACUAAAAUACAAGCUAAGAAAAUUGACAUCGUUUCAGAUAACGAUUCUGAUAACGAGGACGAUGAUGACGAUGACGAUCCAAAGAAACUUUGGUGUAUUUGUCGUCAACCUCAUAACAACCGUUUUAUGAUUUGUUGCGAUGUGUGCGAAGAUUGGUUUCAUGGAACAUGUGUAAGUAUUACAAAAGCAAUGGGUUUAGAUAUGGAACAAAAAGGUAUUGACUGGACUUGUCCAAAAUGUACACAGAAGAAAAUAGAUGAUAAGCAAAUGAAAAUUACCGACAUGUUGGUAAGAAAACCUAUGAUUAGUAACUCUGUAGAAGGAGAAGUUGAUGUUGUACACGGUGAAUUAUCUAAUACUGCUGCAGAGAAUUUAGAAGUGAAAACGAUUACAGUUUUAAAUAUUAAAAACGAAACCCCAGUAACUAAAAAACAGGUCGAUGUUAUAAAUAUUAUUAAUACAGAUAUUCCUCAUUCAAAAACUCCAACAACUUUAACUCAGCAAAAAACUAUUAUUACGAAACCUAUUGACGUUUUACACUACGCGAAUACAAGUAAUAAGACAUCGCCACAGGUUCAACCAAAAAUACACAAAUAUAUAUUAUCUAAACCUGUAAAUGUACAAAAAAAAGAAGCUCAAAAUAUAUGCAUAGUUUGCAAUAGAUUAUCACGCAUAAAUACAAAUUUCUGUAGCGACGACUGUAUUCAAAAGCAUGUAAAAAAUUAUUUAGAUGCGAAUAUUACAGAUCCUCAAGCACAACAUUUAGCAGUUGAGAGAAAGAAAAAGGUGAAAGAGUUAUUUGAAGAUCAACUUGCGAUGAUUGACCGAAAAUCAAAGGUCGAAAGGGUUCGUGUGUUUGAUCGUAAAAAUGGUCGAGUACUUGCUGGCAAUAAUGCACCGACAACGUUAAAUAUAAGAAAAUGGCUUCAAGAAAAUCCAACAUAUGAAAUAGUGCUGCCGGGGAAUUUUGAAUCAACUGAAAUGCAGAGAAAUCGUUUUGAAACAAAUGUGCACGCAACCAAUUCAUCAGCAAGUAAAAUUAAAACACCAAAUCCAAUGUUAGUUAGACAGCUUAGUACUUCACCCGUUUUGGCUCUUAACACACAUAUUCAAAUUCAAGAAGCAGAACAUGCUUCUUCUUCAUCUAAAAUAAAAAAAAGUGUGGAACAUAGUAAAAUAUCCCCAAAAAGUUCGACGACAACUAAUAGUAAAUCUACUUUAAAUAAGUCAAAAGUUAGUAAAAUUGUUAAAAUGAAAGAUGAAAAAACUAGAGAAAGACUUGUUAAGCGACGUAGUAGUGAAAGUAGUAAUAAACUGAGUAUGGAUGAUCCAGAACUUGUUCGCUUCAAUGUUCGUAAAACACUUAAAGAACAAUUAUUACAACGCAUGACAGAAUUAAAAAAAAAUAAUGAACAAGAUAAUUUAUUAAUGACGCCAGAAGAAGUUGAUGUAUUUUUUACAAAAACAGAGGCAGAAAUGUUUGAUUGUUUUAAACAUGAGAUAAGUACGAAGUAUAAAUCGAAAUAUCGAUCACUUAUGUUUAAUAUAAGAGACCGCAAAAAUUUAACACUUAUCUCUAAAAUAUGUACCAAACAAAUCGAUCCUAAACAGUUUGUAAAAAUGUCUGCCGAUGAAUUAGCAAGUCAAGAACUUGCCCAAUGGCGUGAAAACGAAGUAAAACAUCAGCUUGAAAUGAUAAAGAAAUCGGAAUUGGACUUACUGAAAUGUAAUAAAAAUUAUGUUUUAAAAACACAUAAAGGUGAGGAGGUAAUAGAAGGAUCUCAGCUUCAGUGUGAAAAUUUAGAAAUCACAGAUGUAGUUUCAAUCUUAAAAGACUCAGCUGAUGAAACACCAACAUAUAAUUUAUUAAAAACUCAUACUACAGACGUAAUCGAAUCAAAAUCAUUAAAUAAUGCAGGUUCAACGACAUCAUCUGACAGAAUAGGUGAUUUACAAAUAAUUAAUGACGACCGUAAUAAUUUUGGGGAUUAUGAAGGUAAAUUUACGUCUGAAACAGGAGGUAUUCAAAAAUCAGAUUCAUCAAAAAUAUCGAUCAAAGAAAAAAGCAAGAUUCAUAUUCGAGACCGUGAACAGGGACAUGAUCGUAAACAUCAGCAUGAUAGGUCAACUUCACUUGAGAAAAAAUUUAAAAAUAAAGAUCAUCAUAAAAAUAAAGCACAUUCCAGAAAAAGAAGCCGUUCACGUUCUACAAGUGGUAGUCAUAGUAGAGAAAAACGCCAUAGAAGUUCGCAUAAAAAUGAUAAACGUGAGAAAGAAGAACGACUCCGAGAGAAGGAUAUAUUAAAAUCGCAUGAACGUAAAGAAGAGGUUUUGGAGAACCCAAUGGAUGGUAUAAGCAAUUCAAAACUAAACAACAAAAUUCAUAAAGAAAAACCUAAAAAACUCACCACGUCUAAUUCAUUAGAAGAAUUUAAUCUAAUAGAUAAAAUAAUUGAGUCUUCAAAAACUAUAGAACAGGCAGCUAAUAUUAGUAUUGUAAAAGAACCCGUACAUAACGACUUAUUUUCGGAUAAACCACUCGUUGACGAAACUCAAAUAAAGUCAAAUAAUCAAACAUUUUCAGAAGUUAUUGAUAUUGAAAUUGAUGAUGAGUCUACGAGUACAACUAUUUCUCCACCUCAAGACCCAUAUGUGCAGUACUCAGCAAUAAAAACAAGCAGCAGAAACUCGCCUAUUAUGUGGGCAGGAAAUAUUAACAUGAUUGACGUAGCAUCUUUUCAAAUUAUAAUUCAACCUGUUGUUGGAAAUGCAAUAAAUUUGGGAAAAUUUUUACCCAAGGAGCUAGAUGUUGUUGGGCGAAUUGAUCCAAAUACUGUUUGGGAUUAUAUAUCUAAAAUAAAAAAAAGUCCCAACAAGGAAAUUGUAAUAAUACGUAUACUUCCCACUUGCGAGUCAGAAACGUCAGCAUACACUAUAUUAUAUCAAUAUCUUGAGAAAAGAAAUCGCUUGGGCGUUAUAAAAACAACAGCUCCACAAAUAAAAGAUUUUUACAUAAUUCCUCUAGAAUGUGGAAAACAGUUGCCUGAUAUAAUAAGACCUGUUGAAGAUAAUGAUUUUUUUGCAGAUUCUAAAAGACCGGAUAUGCUUAUAGGUGUAAUAAUACGUAUCAUUGGUAAAAGAACAAUUAUUUCUAGCAUUGAUCAACAUGCGCCAAUGAAGCGUAAAAUGCAUGACUCAGAUUCAUUUACACCUCCCGGAAGUCCAAAACGUAAAUUAAAACAUAAUACAAGUAUAAAGAAAUCUGAUGACUAUGAUAUAGAUGCCAUAAUUAAAGCACCUAUUAUUGCAAAAGCUGCUUCACAAAAAAUAUCAAUUUUUUCAACCACUGCGAAUAAAAAUGAUGAUGAACCAUAUUCUCCUAGUGAUGACGAACUUAAUGUUAAUGAUUUAGAGCAGACAAGAAAUGUAUCAUUUGAUAGGAAAAUGGAAGAAUUAAAUAGGCAAAUUGCAAAACAUCAAAUAGAAAUUGAUGGCCUUUUAACAGGAAAAUCAACGCAAUUUGCGGUUAGUCCUCAUCCAGCAUCGACACAACUUUUGGCAAAUAUCUCAAUCCCAUCGAAUUUACCACAAAUUUUAGCAAGCAUUAAGAGUAAACCUGAAACACAACCAAUUAACACUCAGAACACCCAAAAAAUUCAUCCUUUUAAAAUAUCAAAUCAAUUCAGUUCAGUGAAUGUUAAUGUUAAUGUUAAUGACGAAUAUGAUCCAGCGGAUGCCAUUUCUCCAAUUACAUAUCAAAACUUACAAUAUGUGGAGAAACCAACCAGCCGUUUGGCACAACUAAGUGAAGCUGAGCUUCUUAGAAUGGUACCAGACGAUAUGAUCGACAAAGCAUCUAUACCGUUACCAUCAAAAGUAACAAGCAAUCUAACAUAUGACGAACCACCACCACCGGGUGUAUAAAUAUAGAAAUAUAUUGCAAAUAUUAUUUUUUUUAUUUUUAUUUUUAAUUUUUCUUUUAAUAAAUUUUAAAUGCUUUGAUCAACAUAGUUCAUAUUUCAACAUAUUUCAUUGUAAUAUAUUCAUAUUCUAUUGUCUACUGUGAGCACAUUUUUUUUAUUAUAAAUAUUUCCUUAUUAGAUAAGUUAACUCCUAAACUAGUUUAGUAAAAAGCAAUGUACUAUGUGUAAAAGUUAAUUUGAUUGUUUAUGAAUUUAGCUAAAAUUAACAACUCUUACUUAAACUUAGCUGUGAAUCAUUUA
Teleopsis dalmanni is the source of this 7018-nucleotide messenger RNA. RefSeq lists its product as uncharacterized. The transcript is spliced from 15 exons. NCBI's taxonomy places the organism in Eukaryota, Metazoa, Arthropoda, Insecta, Diptera, Diopsidae. Gene Ontology annotation, molecular function: protein binding. The record is from RefSeq and is a predicted model, not a curated record. Gene Ontology annotation, cellular component: nucleus. Gene Ontology annotation, biological process: DNA-templated transcription. The coding region runs from base 240 to 6719 and encodes 2159 amino acids.